Notolabrus celidotus (New Zealand spotty) is the source of this 3937-nucleotide messenger RNA. Its product is annotated as chromobox protein homolog 1-like. Gene Ontology annotation, biological process: chromatin organization; negative regulation of transcription by RNA polymerase II. The record is from RefSeq and is a predicted model, not a curated record. The annotation marks the transcript as partial. The transcript has 5 exons. Gene Ontology annotation, molecular function: chromatin binding. Gene Ontology annotation, cellular component: pericentric heterochromatin; nucleus. Lineage: Eukaryota; Metazoa; Chordata; Actinopteri; Labriformes; Labridae.
CUUCCGGUGGUGUUGGCGGGCAGAACGGGAUCUUUCCUGGUUGAUAGUGACGCUGAGGCCAUUGUGUUAUUUCAUUGCAAAGCACAUCAAGAAGAAGUCGAAUCACAGCCCGCCGCCCAUCCUUCUGGUAGUUUCGUGAAACCGCUGACCGGUUCACGCGUCCAACACGACCCGACCCCGUUCCGUGUCGAGCUCCAGGCCCUCCGCCUCCUACAGCGCCCUGAAGCAUUCUCUGUGAAGGCUCCCUCAGCAGACGUCAAGCUGGCGACCGUUGCAGCAAAGAAAGGCAAGAAGGCCGAGGAGGAGGAGCAGCCUGCAGCUCCUGCAGCUGACCCAGCCCCGGCACCGGCACCAGCAGCAGCGGCGGCAGCAGCAACGCCGGCAGCACCACCUGCAGCUCCAGCAGCAGCAGGAGGACCAGGAGCACCAGCAGCAGAGGAGGAAGAAGAGGAGGAGUAUGUGGUGGAGAAAGUUCUCGACCGCAGAGUGGUGAAGGGCAAGGUGGAGUUUCUGCUGAAAUGGAAGGGCUUCUCAGAAGAGGACAACACCUGGGAGCCACAGGACAACCUGGACUGCCCCGACCUCAUCGCAGAGUACAUGACGAAACACAGAGAGAAGGAGGAGAAGAAGAAAGAAGGCAAGAGGAAAGUUACUAGUGAGGCCUCUGGAGACCCGGAGGAGCGAGGGAGCAAGAGGAAGAAGGAGGAGGGGGAGAAGGCUCGAGGUUUCGGCAGAGGUCUGCAGCCGGAGAGGAUCAUCGGAGCAACGGACUCCAGUGGAGAGCUGAUGUUCCUCAUGAAGUGGAAAAACUCUGACGAGGCCGACCUCGUCCCCGCCAAAGAGGCCAACGUCAAAUGUCCCCAGGUGGUUAUCUCUUUCUACGAGGAGCGCCUCACCUGGCACUCCUACCCCACCGAGGAGGAGGAGAAGAAAGAAGAGGAGAAAAAGGACUAGAUGAGCGGUGAAAGAGGUUCAAAAGAGGAGAGGAAGGAAGGCGCAGGGCAGGGAAACAACGACAUGCUGGUGAACUGUUGUCCAGGUUUUUUUGAUUCUAGCAGCGACUUUGGCAGCAGAAGUGGAGGAAACCCCCCACACGGCUGAGAUUAAACCGCCGACGUAGCUGCGAGAGAGGAAAAGAAGUUUGUUUUCCUGCCCUGAAAGGAGACAUCACCCUCCCUCAAAAGAUGCUCCCACCUGUAUCUGGACUGAAAAUGUAUUGUUUCUUUUCUAAGAGGUAUGUUGACAUCCUUAUCUUCGUGUUUUCCCUCACCAAGAACUUGUCGCCUGAUGGGAAUUGGUGCCUUUUGUUCUGCUAGUUUUCCUUUUUGGCAUCAGAAGCCAGAAUCUAGAACUUAUUUCAGUGAAAGUGUUUGUCUCAUACAUUCGGUGACAGGUGCCUGGUGUUGGAAAUAAGAGGAAAAACAACACGAGCUGUCAUGCUACCUCUUUUUAACUUGUGUGUGAAUGUUUGGCUGUGGCUGGAAAGUUUGCCCCUGACAAAUCUUCGCUCCUCUUCUAAAGUAUACAAAGUGGUUUUUUUGUUCUGUUUGGAGGUUUGGCGGUUUGAUCAGAGGGCACAAACUUCCCUCCCGCUCUGUCGGGAUACAUGGGAGGGAUCUUCUUUUGGAAGGAAACGAUGCAGGAUUCAAUAUCUGUUCUCUUUGUGCCACCCUGAGUUCUCAUUCUUGCUGACGUAGCAUUGUUCCGUAAUCAAAACUCUCAAACGCCAAAAGACAACCGUACAUGUCACUCCAACAUGAACACACUACACAGAGGGGUCACUUGAGAACAGACGUGACCCCGUGUGACCGAGCAGCCAGUGCAGUCGCCGACCAGCCGCUUUUCUGCUACGUUUUUAGAAAGUUUGAGUCAUUCCAGCCGUGAACGUUGCACCUACCAAAAACUUUGACUUCACUCCCCGUCUGAUUUUUUUUAAUUUAGACUAAAUCUGUUUUUUAUCAAGAUAUCUGUGACGGCUUAGUUCUCAUUUUGUGAAGUUCAGAGGUUUCUUUGCGGUGACGUUCAAAAUGUUUAGCCACAUAAUUCCUAUCAUACUAGUUCUAGAUUUGAGGUACAUUUUUAGGAUGCCGCUCUCUCUCUCUGCUUAAGUAUUUUCUCUAACACAGUAAGUAGCAUGGGGUGAGUAGAGUCGGCAGUGAAUACUGUAAAUUAGGAUGCCAGGUUUCAGAAGAAGAGAACCAUACUUUGGUGGACUGAUUUCAGUUAAUGACCCUGCUGCUUUGGCUGGUUUGAUUCCCAAACUUUUCAGAUGACAUUUUUAAGAGUCUGAACUUUUAGUUGGAAUUAGUUUCAAAAUAUACGCUUAUUGUAAAACAAAGAAAAUGAUGCCAUGGUUGAUGAAGUGUUGCAUCAUGUAGUUCGUUUCAAUCCAAAAUGAUGUAGAAGAACUCUGUGGAAAUAUUAUUCUCCAUGGAUCUGUAAUCGGUGAGUUUAGUUCCUGUUCCUAAGUGGGCUCUCUUCUUUGAGGGUCUGGUUGGUGACCUGCACUGGCUGCUUGAACGCAUGAACAGAAGCUGAAUUAUCAGCCGGCUGGAUGUGAUCUCUCACACUGCUGCAGAGACAAACACUGGAUGAUUUUUUUAUUCAGCAGCAUAUCUUAGUGCAUCUUUAAAAAAUGUAAAAAUGAAGGAAUAUUGUGAAAAGGUUAGAUAUUUUACAUGAGUUGAGUUAGAAAGUGAAAGUCUCAUGAAUUUCAGACUCAAACCUCAAAUAUUUCAGGUAUUUUUAUACUGUAAAAUUGAUAAUGAUGGACUAAAGUUAAAAAAAUACUUAUACUAUGUCAACUUUUCCAUGAAAUUCUGAUCAUUUUUUCCCUUUUUUUGAGAUGCACUAGUGUGCAGCUGAGCCUCAGUGUUACAAGUAGAAGCGAAGUCCUCUUAAAAGUUCUUCUGUAAACCACUUCUUGUGCACCGUGAUGUUUCUUCUCAACAGUGUGGAGAUCACCCAGCCGUCCAUCAGUGAACCCUCAGCUGUAGUCUGUCUGCAUUCUUCUUUUGGCUAAAAAGACAAAGGACCACUUUGGUUCCCUGACACCCACCCCAUAAAAACACACACCUUUGUUACACUGCUACAGGAGAUGUUUGAGAAGUAUGUUUUAAAAAUCUUUUAUUUCCACCACCUUGUUUUUAACCCUCACACACUCAGUGUGUGGAUUCAAAGCUGUAUUAUGUUAGCUUACACCGGCCGAGCAACACUCGAAACAUGACAGAGCUUUUUUAGUCUUUCUUUUAAAAACGUUUCUUUUAAACCCUUGUCUGAAAAUCUGAAAGAACAAAACUGACAACGCUUUUUAAUUCAGCAUGUAUAACAUGGCUACUCCUCCGCUGCUUUCUACUUUCCAGUGUGUCAUGUUUGGAAUGUUUCUCGGCUGUGCUUAUUUCUAAGUAUUCUGUAUUAGCGCUAGAGUCGUAGCUACCUGUGUUGGCAGACCGGGGCGGGCUAAUUAAAAUCCCAGAGCUAGUUCUUUUGGUUUACUCUUUACCGCGGGGGAUUAGUCAGAUAAUAAAGGAUUUAAAAAAGUUUCUGUUACUCUGAUGCAUCAAUAUCUGUACAGUGUUCAUGCAUAAAGACUCCUCCAGUGGACAUUCAGUUUUUAUUAAAGCUACGCUCUCGACUUCGACACAGUUUAAUGUGAUUGAGUAAAACUGAGGGUUUGUCUUAUUCGUGCAUCGGGUUCAUCAGUAUUCAGAUCAUUCUGACUGCCUUCUGUUUUUAGCUCACCUUCGCCAGGUACGGGAUUGAAAUUAGCAGCACCGGGUCUGCCUGUUUAGCGUUUCUAUCUUGUGUCUUAAACUUUUCUCUGUAUUUAGUGGAUUAGCUUGUGUUGUCCUGUUGCAUGUAUAUUGGUUUGUCACCGUCAUGGCUGGUCUUCUUUAAAUUGUCUGUUUUGACAAUAAAGAUUUUUUGUUUUCAUAAA